Messenger RNA from Fulmarus glacialis (Northern fulmar), 696 nucleotides. RefSeq names its product ankyrin repeat domain 37 (gene ANKRD37). Gene Ontology annotation, molecular function: protein binding. The record is from RefSeq and is a predicted model, not a curated record. NCBI's taxonomy places the organism in Eukaryota, Metazoa, Chordata, Aves, Procellariiformes, Procellariidae. The transcript has 3 exons. The annotation marks the transcript as partial.
UCUGGUGGUUUCAGCAAUCUGUUUGAGGCAGGAACCGGUGUGAACGCACCUGCAGAUGCCUUUGGUCAGUCUCCAGCUCACUUGGCUGCUUGUGGCGGUGAAGCUUUUUUCCUACUUUGGCAACUGCAGACAGGAGCGAAUUUGAACCAACAGGACUGCCUUGGAGAAGCCCCAAUUCAUAAAGCAGCAAAAGUUGGGAGUUUGGAAUGCCUUGCUCUCCUUGUUGCUGGCGAUGCCAAAAUUGACUUGUGCAACAACAGUGGACAAACAGCAGCAGACCUCGCACUGGCUUAUGGCUUUCUGGAAUGUGCCAAGUUCCUCGCAACAAUUCAGCACACUCAGACAAUGAAAAUGAGAGGACAGCCUGGCUACUCACUAAGUGACAAACGUGGCUUGCCCAGAGAGGAUCUAGCUGCACAGAAACAAGAAAGUGAAAGCAGCAGAUCCGUAAGCAGGAAGAGGAGAAGAUCAGAUGGUGUGUAAUACUGUUGGUUUACUACAAUUCAGAUAUUUUUCUUUUUUUUUUUUUUUAAACGAUUUUAGCAUUUAAGUAAAUAAAUUUGGUGUUAGAUACACAGCAGUUGCACUUAGAAGCCUGCUAGUAAAGAUCAACUUGCAUAGAUAUUUAAGGUUACGGUCUUAUCAAAAAUGGAUAGUACAUGGGGAAUGCCACCAAAAAGUCUACUUUAACAAGGA